Chelmon rostratus (copperband butterflyfish) is the source of this 3554-nucleotide messenger RNA. It is a transcript of the gene rbm28, whose product is annotated as RNA binding motif protein 28. The record is from RefSeq and is a predicted model, not a curated record. NCBI's taxonomy places the organism in Eukaryota, Metazoa, Chordata, Actinopteri, Chaetodontiformes, Chaetodontidae. Gene Ontology annotation, molecular function: RNA binding. The transcript has 20 exons. Bases 237 to 2522 code for a protein of 761 amino acids.
CAAGAUGGCUGCCCACGUAUGUAAACAUGCGACUUAAUCUGGCAGCUAGUGGCGUUCAAGUUAAAACUGUUCAGUAACACAUAUUCAUCCCAGGGAUUCGUGUGAUACAGAGUAGUUUGAUAUUAACUUCCAAUGCUGGAUUGUUAACAAAUUAGCCUUCCGUUUGUGAGUUAUUACCGAGCUCGAAAGUUUGACGUUAGCGAGCUAACGUUAAGUUAGCUAGGCAGCAGACAGCCAUGCAAGCACAAACCAUAUUCGUUCGUUCUCUACCAGCUUCAGCUUCAAACGAACGCUUAGAGGAAAUAUUCUCUGAAAUUGGUCCGAUAAAGCAGUGCUUCGUGGUCAGAGAGAAAGGUACAGAAACAUGUCGGGGAUUUGGUUAUGUCACCUAUUCCAUGCUGGAGGAUGCACAGCGAGCCUUGAAAGAAAUAAAAGAGUACGACGGGCAGAGGCUUUUCCUGUCGGUGGCGAAGAAGAAGCUAAAAGACAAAAGGAAAAGAGCUCCUGAUGAGCCAGCUGCAGCACCAAAAGAAAAUGAGCUAAAGAACAAAGGCUUCAGGAAACAUCAGAUGAAAGCUAGACUCAUCAUAAGGAACCUCAGUUUUAAGUGCUCCGAAGAUGAUCUGAAGCAAGUUUGUGCCAGUUUUGGAACAGUUCUUGAGGCCAAAAUUCCCCUCAAACCUGAUGGGAAGAUGCGAGGAUUCGCAUUUGUCAUGUUUAAAACUGUGUCUCAGGCUGCGAGAGCACUUAAUGCUCUCAACCUGAAGGAGAUAAAAGGUCGGCAGGUAGCAGUUGACUGGGCUGUGGCUAAGCACCAGUAUAUUGCCACACAGCCGUCCUCAAGUGCAGAAAAUGAGAAGGAGGCAAAUGCGAAAGAGUCAGACACAGAGAGUGAUGAAGACGAUGAGGAUGAAGAAGAGACACGAGCAGCACCCCAGAAGAAAAAAGUCACCUCCAAACAAACUGUGCAGCAGGUGGAGGAAUCCCAAUCAGAUGAUGAAGAUGAUAGUGUGGAACAAGACAGUGAGGAGGACGACGACGAUGAUGAUCAAGAAGAAGAAGAUGAUGAUGAUGAUAAGAGUGGCCUCGAUUCAAAUGAUGAUCAAGAUGAGAGUCAGGAUGAGGACGAUGAAGAGGAGGAUGAGGACGACGAAGAGGAUGAAUCAGCUCAAAAGAAAGCUUCAAAGAAACUUCUCCCUUCGGAUGUGAACGAGGGCAGAACAGUUUUCAUCAGGAACCUGUCCUUUGACACGGAGGAAGAGGGUCUUGAGGAAGUUCUCCUACGAUACGGAGAGCUUAAGUACAUAAAGAUCGUUCUCCACCCAGACACAGAACAUUCAAAAGGUUGUGCAUUUGCUCAAUUCAAGACGAAAGAGGCUGCAGACAGAUGCUUGGCUGCAGCACAGGAUGAAUCAGAGAGUGGUGGCAUCCGUGUAGAUGGCAGAAAGCUGUUGAUCGUGGCAGCAGUGAGCAGAGAAGAUGCUUCCAAGCUGAAAGUGAACAAGGUGAAAGUCGAAACGGGCACCAGGAACCUGUACCUGGCCCGAGAAGGAAUGGUCCGUGCUGGAACCAAGGCUGCAGAGGGAGUGCCUGAAGCAGACAUGGUCAAAAGAACCAGAUUUGAAGAAAUAAAGAGAGGCAAGCUUCGGGACAUAAAUGUGUUUGUAUCAAAGACUCGUCUGUGUGUUCAUAACCUGCCCAAGUCAGUGGACAACAAAAAACUCAAAGCACUCUGCCUCCAAGCAAUAAAGGAGAACAAGGGAGUCCGCAUCAAAGAGUGUCGGGUGAUGUAUGACAAGAAGCCAGAGAAGGGUCAGGUGAUGGGACAGUCGUUAGGCUAUGGCUUUGUUGAGUUCCAGAGCCACGAACAUGCUCUCUGCACACUUCGUUACCUUAACAACAACCCCAACAUCUUUGGCUCACACAAGAGACCGAUCGUUGAGUUCUCCCUGGAGGAUUCAAGGAAACUCAAAAUGAGAGAAAUGCGACAACAAAAAAACAAGGAGUUUUUACGAAAUCAGCCUUUUAAAGGAGGAGCGAAAACUCAGUCCCAGACAGUCGGAGAUGGAAAAGGACCAAGGAAAGAUGGAAGUCAAGCACAGUCCUCAUCAAAGCAGGCAGGAAAGGAGAGAGCUCCUCCUCAGCAGCAGAGGAAAGACAGGCGCUUUUCUGGCUUCCAGACCAAACCGGAGGUCGAGCAUGUAGAUUUGGAGAACGGACAGAAACGGAGAAAGGUUCUAGCUUUGCCUUCCCAUCGGGGCCCUAAGAUCAGAAUGCGUGACAAGGGAAAGCAACAGGCUCCACCACCCAAACAGGCAAGGCCUGGAUCUGGCAGGAAAGAGCGUCAAAGAGGACAGAUGGAAAAGCCCACGCAGCCCAGAAAACAGAAGGCUAAAAUGGCAAAAACGCAUUUCAAGAGCAGGGAUGGGGACCGUUUUGACAGCCUGGUGGAGCAGUAUAAGAAGAAACUGAUGGGUAACAGUGACACCAACAUGAAAAGAAACAAGUGGUUUAAUAGUUGAAUCUGUGUGUAUGUUCACGUUUUUGUGUGUGUGUGUGUGUGUGAGACCCCUGUCAUCCUGAGGUUUUAGAAUAAGUGCAGUGGAAUUUGUUUGUACAGUGCAGUAUAUGAUGCCCACUUCAGUCAUCCUAUUGAAGCUCAUGUCUGUUUUUUAUUCUAUAACCCCCACUGACCAACAUAAGGAUAAUUUUUUCGUUUACACAACUGUUUAUGAAAUAUAUUAAACCCUUGAAUUUGUCUUUUUAUUGUUAUUCUGUACAUUAUUGUAUUAAAUCCAUUUGUUGGAUUUACAGAUGUGUCAGAUUGUUACGUGAGUAGGCAUUACAUUAGUUAAUCAUAAGCCGGUGGCUCUGGAUAAACACUUCCCCCUCAUGGAACCUGAAUGUACAAGGGCAGCAAGAGAUGACAUUAUAGUUUAACCUGGUCUACGUGCCUUUUUCACCUCAUUACGCAACACUGACAAACUUUCAUAUGACAAAGAAAUGUUUUUGUUAAAUAUUUAUUAAUUUGUAGUUUUCAUCCAGAAGUUAUAAAAAAUAGUGUCAACUGUACAAAAAUAUUCAAAGUAUCAUCUGCACAUAUAAAUAGUCAUUUUGGAAGAGCUGAUGAUGUUACACUGAAAUCAAAGUUGCCCUUUGCCCUUCCUGUCCUGUGUAGUUCAUAUACAAACACACCUGUUAUUCUUGGCAAGUUUCAACCUGGUUUUCAGGAAUUUCCAGGGAUGAUAUCACUGCUAGUUUCCUGCACAGCUGAUUCAUCACUGAAUUAAUAUAUAGAUCUGUAAUUUCCACCCAGAGCUCUUUGUUGAUACAACAGUGGUGUAAUAAUACAGCCCUAUAAGCAGGUGAUUUACUUUUGUGUGCAAAGCAUAUAUAAGAUUCCAUAUAAACAUUCCUGCACAACUUACGCUUUUGCUGCAAGCAUCCAGAUGUAAAGUAUUUUGUAACAGUGGGUGCUACAAAAUUCAUAUUCUCUAAAUACAAUAUAUAAAUAAAUACAUGUGUAUAUAAAUAAGUGCAUGUUCAAGAAUAAA